Messenger RNA from Lepisosteus oculatus (spotted gar), 2939 nucleotides. It is a transcript of the gene rmi1, whose product is annotated as RMI1, RecQ mediated genome instability 1, homolog (S. cerevisiae). NCBI's taxonomy places the organism in Eukaryota, Metazoa, Chordata, Actinopteri, Semionotiformes, Lepisosteidae. Gene Ontology annotation, molecular function: nucleotide binding. The record is from RefSeq and is a predicted model, not a curated record. Gene Ontology annotation, cellular component: RecQ family helicase-topoisomerase III complex; nuclear body. Gene Ontology annotation, biological process: resolution of meiotic recombination intermediates; double-strand break repair via homologous recombination.
CUGAAAUCUGGUAGUUUGGUUGUUCGUAAGAAUUGUGUAUUAAUGCGGCUGUGCUUGUGUCUGUCCUCGUGGUGUCUGUGUAUGAAACUUAAUUUUAUUUAGUGUAGGAUGUUUUGCACUAGGUUUUAGUAUUCCUGAUGAAAUAUUACCAGAACUAAGCCGGCUUUUCCAAAUCGUCCGUCUCGCGUUGUUUUCUUUGACUAGUUUGGCGCCUGAACUUCUUUUCGACUGUGGAACAGCUGCAACGUCUGCAGAUGGAAAGGGUUAGAAAUUGCGGGCUGCCUCCGAAAACUGCAGAUGGCGAGCAACAUUGCAGGAUGGGUUACCAAUAGCAGGAAAGCGUUCUAUUGAAUUUCUGUAGUUGUGAAGGAAAAGAAUCUCCUUCUCCAGCUGAAGGAACUUUGAAGAUGAAUACACCUGGCUUUGUAAACAGAGCGAAGGCUUGGCUGCAGUCAGCAUGGCAUAUCCAAGUCCCUUUCCACUGGCUUGAAGCUUGUAUAAAUUGGAUUCAACAGGACAAUGCAGGCACAGUCCUGACACAAGCUGAAAUCAACAAACAAGUCUUGGAGCAGUGGCUUCUUACUGAUCUGAGAGACCUGGAACAACCCAUUCUGCCCAGAGGUAUCUCAGAGGCAGCCAAAGUGGAAAUUAAUGGGUUUUAUUGUCUACAAAUAGACUCACUUUUAGAUGUGAGCCAGCCUGCAUACAGCCAAAUCCAGAAGCUGAAAGGCAAAGACUUCACAAAUGAAAAUGUAACAGCAGUCACACAAGUGUCUCAGAAGCCCUGGGAAGCAAAACCUUUGCGAAUGCUGAUGCUACAGCUGACUGAUGGAGUACAGCAGCUCCAGGGAAUGGAAUACCAACCUAUCCCUGAUCUUCAUGCCAAUCUAAGUCCAGGUUCAAAAAUUCUGCUGCAAGGGAAAAUUGUUUGCCGCCUAGGAGUUCUCUUGCUCACACCUUUGAAUGUCAAAGUAAUUGGAGGAGAAGUAGAGGGUCUUGUUGAAGAAUUUUCUCAAGAAAGAGUGCUCAGCAGGGUACUUGGUGAGACAGAAAAUGCCGUGCAAAGACCCAGCAGUCAGGACAGAGAGAUGCCAAAUGUAGACGAAGGCUUUGAAAAUCUUACAAGCCCUUCAGGUGAGGAGCUUCUUGCCAGUAUCGAAACAGUUGAUCAAUUAGCGAUGAGUAAUGUUGUGGGUCAUGACAGUGGAUAUGGUAGCAGGAGUGAAGUUUCAAGUGUCUUGACUCGAAACUCUACCUUGCAAAGCUACCACUCAGGUUUGAGUGUGCCAGAAUCCCAGACAACACAAAUGGUGCCAGAAAGGGCCAGUGAGGAAGUUCUAGAACUUGAUGAUGCUGACUUUGAUGAUAUUCCAGUAGAUGACUUGGAUGAUGUCAUUUACUUGGAGGACUCACCACCUGAAUUUGAGACUCCAUCAACGGAGCAGAGCUUUCUGUGCAAUCAGAUGACCAUGAGCGGUAAUUCUAAUAUAAACUCCAGAAAUGUACCUUCAACACUUAACCUGACUAAUAAUAUGGUAGAAGUGCCAGAAAAUGUCUCCGGUGAAAGGAUUGUUUCCAUAAGACCCCAAAUCAGAACUAUGACCAAUGAUGGAAACAGUAUAGAAGUCCCUGAAUUAUUAGAAGGUUCUCUAACUGUUCCUGUAGAAAUGAGUAAGUUGCGCUCUGUGUGUGAAAGUUCUGCAAUCCCUUCUCACAGUGCUUCAGGAGUAAACAUAAAGCCCGUUGUAAAAUGUCAGUCUUUUGAAAACUGGCAGUUGGGAUCUGCAGUACAUUAUGAGUCAUGUGAAGAAGAAGAAUCUGUGCCUUUACAAACGGACGUUAACUUCCAACCCGAAAUGAAGGUCGAUCUAAACUCUUGUCCAUUCUCUUAUCUGUCAGUGCUACUAGGAGAAAAAACAGCCAUAGUUAAGGUUGUGAAAGUGAAAGCAUUCAUAGUUACUCUUCUGGGAAGUCUUUCAAGCAGCUCUGGAAGCUGGCAUAUAAAAGUCAAAAUUUCUGAUGGAACUGAUUAUUUAGAUGUGGAUCUUUCUAAUGAAGUUCUUGUGAGCCUGAUUGGAUUCACCGUAGAAGAAACAAAGAAGAUGAAAAAGGACCCAGACCAACGUAAAAGGGUGACAGCAGGACUCCAGAAAUGUCAGCAAGAACUUAUAGAUCUCUGCUGUAUCAUGACAAUUGAAUAUGACCCAUGUAAUUCUAAGGCAGUGUUGCUGGGUUUGCAAGAUGUCACUUUGGAGGACUACAAUAAUCUGGAAAAGCGUCUGCAAAAUAAAAGUCGAUAUUAAGUAAUGUAGCUUUUUUUGCCUUGGUGGAAAGAUCCAUAUACACUACAAGCACAAAAUGUCUUGGUCUGCCAAAAUUAUUAUUUUAAAUAAAAUGCCUUUUCUGUUUUAUGGUUUCUUUAAAUGUUAGACAGCAUAUUUUGCAUGUCAAAAUCUACAGUUCUUUAAAUCAAGAUAUUCUGAAAUGCAGUGGCAACUUUACAGUUCAGAAUUGUGAACGGUAAUGUUUUUACAUUGCAGCAUUUGGAGACAACUAUAAUACUGGCAGUACAAAAACAACAUGAAAAAGUAAAAAUGUGAAUGUCAUGAAAAUAACACUUCAAUAAAAAGCACUUGAAUAUUUUUUCAUAUUGUAUCCUAGUUUAGUAGUUGUAACUCAUUAAAGCACACAUUUCUGCAGAGCAAAUAGUUAUUAUAGAUAACUGGUGUGAGAGUUCUAACCAUAAACUGAUUUUACUUGGUUUUAUUUUGUCUUAAACUAAAUAAUGUUUAAGAAACAAUUGAAGGGUGUAGAUCCAGCUAGUGUAAUGUAAAAUUGUAAAAUGAAAAAUUAGUCUUAUGUGCAAUGAAAUCCAAAGACCCGGUGAGCCAUGAGAUCUGUAAAUAUAGUGCUAUGCAGUGGGAGUUAAAAAUGUUAAA